Messenger RNA from Salpingoeca rosetta, 5281 nucleotides. RefSeq lists its product as uncharacterized. Gene Ontology annotation, biological process: tRNA wobble base 5-methoxycarbonylmethyl-2-thiouridinylation. The coding region runs from base 125 to 4981 and encodes 1618 amino acids. The record is from RefSeq and is a predicted model, not a curated record. Gene Ontology annotation, cellular component: cytosol; elongator holoenzyme complex. The transcript is spliced from 14 exons. Lineage: Eukaryota; Choanoflagellata; Craspedida; Salpingoecidae. Gene Ontology annotation, molecular function: tRNA binding; protein binding.
UGUAGCACCCGCAAAUCCACAGCAAGCUCUCACAUCAGCAGAGCGCCCACAACAAAAUACACGUGAAGACAGACUGGAGGUUGGUGCUUGUGCUGCUGUAACAACCUGAGGCGACGACGGACGGAUGGAGACGAUUGAGAUUGUCGGGCACCGCUGUAUGCGGCUGCCUGCUGGCGAGGAAGGGGAGCCUUCGACCGCUGUUGGGAUCACCUUUGAUUUGGACGAGGACAGGGCCAUGACCAUCACUUCAAGCAACGACAUUCUGUUCUUCGAUACAGACAUGACACAGGUGGAGAACACCGUGUGCACGACGCCCAUGGGAAAACCCGUGGCACUCGCUCACGUUGGCAUGCUGGAUGCCGUGUAUGCGACCACGGACACGGAAAUGUUCGUCGUGCACCGUGGACAACCAGAGGCCGAGUAUGUCGGCUCCAUUGACUGCGGCAUCCUCGCAGCAGCUUGGUCACCCGACCAGGAGCUGCUUGUUGUCAUCAAUGGCGAUGGCGACAUUGUGUGUCUGUCCAAAGACCUGGACCCCAUCUUCGAGCACCCGGUCGUCUCGGACGAGUUUGGCGCCGACGCGCCCGUCAACGUCGGAUGGGGCAAGCGGGAGACGCAGUUCCAGGGGCGGGCCGGCAAGUUGGCCAACCAGCCAAAGGUCCAGGAUGCACAGGUGCCGCACGACGACGGCGCCCCGCGGAUUGCGUGGCGCGGGGACGGGCAGCUGUUUGCCACGUCCACGCUCGAGAACAACCGUCGUGUCAUCCGCACGUGGCAACGCGACGGCACACUCAGUGCCACCAGUGAGAAGGUUGGCGGGCUCGAGCAAGCGCUGGCGUGGCGCCCGAGCGGCAACCUGAUUGCAUCCACGCAGCGUCUGCCCCACCGUCACGAUGUCGUCUUCUUCGAACGGAACGGCCUCAGACAUGGGGAGUUUACGCUGCCGUUUGCGCAGGGAGAGGUGCAUGUGGAGAAACUGGCAUGGAACUGCGAAUCAAACAUCCUGGCUGUGUGGGCUGUUGCCCUUGACAACGGCGAGUACGCCACGCCCCCUGCCAAGUCCUACCUGCAGUUGUGGACCUCAAGCAACUACCACUGGUAUCUGCAACACGAGUUUCGCUUUGAAAAUGGCGGCAGUGACGGGCUGUUCAUCACCGCCUUCGACUGGCACCCGGAGGACCCGCACCGACUGGUGAUUGCGACGAACACACACGCGUCGCAGUUUAUCCUUCGCCGCACGACUGUUGACUCUGGCAUGUGGCAGAGCAACGCCAAGCACUCAUCCGUGGUUGCUGUGCCGGACGGCAGUGCGCUGCAGAUUACGCCGCUGCGCCGCGUCGUUGUGCCGCCACCAAUGGCCGACAGCACGCUCGCCCUCACCGCACCCAUCCACUCUUGCGUCGCCCCCGCGAGUGUGUCCGCGGGUUUUUCCGCUGCAGUUGAGAGGAACGAAUUGCGCCCGCUUGCCGUUGGCGACGUCAUGGCGGCGGUUUCGUCCGAUCACACCCUCUCCCUGUGGGGGCGUGUCGACCACCCAACCAAACGCCACCUGAUUGCGUCAUGCGACCUGCGUGACGUGUUGCCGUCCUCCCUCCCAGCGGCGCUGCGCGUGUACCGCCACGCAACGCUCUGCGACGACGUGCUGUUCAUCACCACCCUCACCCACGCUGACGGCGAUGCCGGCAACCAUGACAACGCCGAGACGUCAUCACCAUCAUCACCACCGUCGCCAUCAUCACCAUCAUCGUCACCAGCGGCACAAGUGUCGACGCGGCCGCCUGCUGUUGACACCGUGCACGCGCUGCACAUGACGACCACAAACGCAGACGGCGCACAGGACAGGGACGCCACCGCCCCAACGCACACGGUUGAGUACAUUGGGUGCGUGUGCAUGGCAACGCCGCAUGUACACGUCACCGCGUGCGCACCGCUGCCCACCGCGAUGCGCUCUGUUAUUGUCCAAGACCAGCACGGCCACCUCACCCGGGUGCACGUGGCACCACGCCACGCUGAUGGUGGUCGUGAUGAUGGCGCACUUGAGGUUGUGAUGGGGCCGUGUGUGCAGGUGCCGCGGCUUGCUGCUGCGUGCUCGCGCAUCGUGUGCCUGAUGGUGGAGGAUGACAAUACCACGGAUGCCCCCACUCCCGCUGCCAUCACGACUGGAAGCAAGAGCAACAGCACUGUAGGGACGGGCACCACGGCUGUUGGCGAUGAGGAGACGCUGUUCACCAUCCAGGAAGACUCGGAUGAUGAUGAUGACGAUGAUAACAACGAAGAUGACAACAACAACGGUGGAAACAGCGCCAACACGGACAACAGGGACGCGAUGAUGCCACCGGCGCUUGCCGUUGUUGGCCUGACCAAUGCAUUCCAGCUGGUGGUGAACGAGCACGUUGUUGUGAGCGACUGCAACAGCUUUGCGCACAACCACGACUUUCUCGUGUUCACCACACACGCGCACGUGUGCCGCUUCCUGCGUCUCUGCCGCGCUCUCACACAACAGCCACAACUUCUCCUCCACCAACAGCAGCAGCAACACCACCAGCAGCAGCCAGAGCAGCUUGACAAGGCAAGUUCGGCCGUGAAGAGGAAGAACAACAACAGCAGUGGCGGUGAUGGCGAUGAUCACGUGUACGACCACUCCACGCGUGCUGUGGAGCGUGGGUCCCGGCUCGUGUGCGUGCCCCGUCACGACAUUAAGGUGGUGCUGCAGAUGCCACGUGGCAACCUGGAGGUGAUUUGUCCACGCCCGCUCAUCCUCUCGCGCGCGAAGACGCUGUUGAACAAGCACGCGUACGCAGACGUCUUCUUCAUGCUGCGCAAGCACCGGCUGAGCCUCAACCUCUUGUACGACCACAACCCAGGCGACUUUGAGGCGCAUGUGGUGGCGUUUGUGCGUGCGCUGCACAGCUCGCAACACCUCAACUUGUUUGUGAUGGAGCUUAGGGACGAGGACGUCACGCAGACCAUGUACACCAUCGCAUACCAGCCACGGUCGAGUGGUAGCGGCGUGCCGGCAAACAAGACGGCGCGUGUGUGCGAGCUCCUGCGCAACGCGUGUGUGUCUGUGAACGAAGACGGGCUGCUCGACACCAUCCUUACUACGUUCAUCAAGGUGCAGCCCGGCGGUAUUGAGCGCGCGCUGGAACGCGUGCUUGCCAUCCACAACACACCGGUGCCUGCAGGCACGGGCCACGCCUCUGCCAACGAGGACCGCGCACGCGCGGCGCUCAAGUACAUGCUGCUGCUUGUGGACGUGGAUGUGUUGUACAACGAAGCCCUCGGCUCGUACAACCUUGAAUUUGCCCUCAUGGUGGCACAGGUUGCACAGAAGGACCCGAAGCAGUACCUGCCGUUCCUGAAUGCGCUUCGACAGGAGAGCGAGGUGCUGCGCCGCUAUCGCAUCGACCUCCACCUCAAGCGCUUCCACAAGGCCCUCCAGCACCUCUCCAACGCAGGGCCCGCCCACUUUGAAGAGUGCUUGGCGCUGAUGAAAGAGCACGAGCUGUACCCGGAGGCCAUGCGCAUUUUCCGCGAUCAUGACGCAAGCGAGGUACGCGCCGUAGCGGGAGCCUAUGGACAGCACCUGCUGGCUAAACGCGAGUACAACCAGGCCGGCAUCCUUCUGGAGAGGGCGGGCCUGUACGACGUGGCGCUCAAGGCAUACGUGCACGCGCUCAACUGGCGACAGGUGUUUAGUCUGACGUCACUGCGUGCGGUGCCGCGGGAGGAGGUGAAGAAGGUGGCUGUCGACAUGAGCGAGGCGCUUGUGGGCGUGCACCGCUUCCACGAUGCCGCACAUGUGCUGCACGUGUACGGCGACGACGCAACAGCAGCGGCAGAGCUGUAUGUGAAGGGCAAGCACUGGGAUGACGCGUGCCUGCUCGCCAGUCAGCAGCAGCAGCAGCAACAGCAGGGGGAUGCGAUUAUGCGGAACAUUGUGUCCCCGGGCGUGCUGGCUGCGCUGCGAACCAUGUGCGAGCAGUACACGGACAUGUCUGCGCUCAUUGCCAAGCGCACGGAGCGGCUGUGCGUGGUGCGUGCAGGCAAGCUGGAGGACCGCCGCCUUGAAGCUCUUGGGCUCCUCCCUGGGGACGACGGCGAGUUUGGCGACGCGGCGGACGGCGCUGCGAGCGACCUGUACAGCGAGGCGAGCACCGCGCGCUCCCGGCGCUCGGGUCGCACACGCGCAACCCGCACGUCGCAGCGGUCACGGCGGACAGCGGCGUCGUCGGCGCGGUCGUCCAAGGGGCGGCGCAAGCACCAGGCGAAGAAGUAUUCGCUCAAGGAGGGCGGGAUGUUUGAGGAGGAGGCACUGGUGCACGCGCUGCGAAAGCUCGUGGUGCAGGUGGACAAGGACCAGGAUGUGGUGCGUGAGACGCUGCUUGCUGGCCUGCGCAUGGGCCACGACGACGCCGUGGACAGCCUGCAGGAGGCGUACGAUGCCUGCAGGCACACCAUCCAGGCGUGCAUGCCGCGCAUCUGGCCGCCGCCGUCAACGCUCGUGCACCGGCUGCCACUCGGCGUCAUCCGCUUCCUCGCUGGCGGCACCAGCACAACAGGGAUGAUGGCAGCAGCAACGGGACCCAUUCCAGGUGUCGCUGGUGUUGGUGUUAGUGGUGGGUUUGAGAGUGGAAGUGUGGCUGCGCAUGCGCAGGCGUUGCUGGAGCAGCAGCGUGCCAUGCAUGCACCCCACCUCACCGGCACGGCCCCAGCAACAAGUAUGAUGGCGCCAACGGCCGCCACCAUAACCACCGCCACGGCUACCGCCCCUCCUGCCAGCGGCGUGUUCACGUCGCCCGGCCCUGCGUAUGGCGGCCCACUCCUCAAGGUACAUCACCACGAUGGCAACAAUUAUGACGGUGGCGAUGAUGAUGAUGAUGACGGCGAGACGAUGCAGCUUGCAGCCCGACCAGAUUUCAAGCCCGCACACUCGUGGCGCGUUAUCACAGAGAAGCACCGCAAGACCAAACGCAAGUGAUCACACGUGUGUGUGUGUGUGUGUGUGUGUGUGUAUGUGUGUGUGUGUGUGUGAUUGUGUGUGUGUGUGUGUGUGUGGGAUUGUGGGAUUGUGUGUGUUGUGGCCAAGUCACUUGCGGUUCCGUCACGUUCAGUUGUUGCGAGGCUGUUUUGGCAUAGUGUCUCCCCAGUCGAAGAUGUUUAUGGGCGUGAGCACAGUGGCAACAAGCACACCAUGUGGUUUUCAGCACGAGACAUACACAAACGAGCGAGAGCACGUGCUCCCAGACGCACACAACAGACACAACCACAGAGAGAAAAC